This is a messenger RNA of Pseudozyma hubeiensis SY62, 2340 nucleotides long. RefSeq lists its product as hypothetical. NCBI's taxonomy places the organism in Eukaryota, Fungi, Basidiomycota, Ustilaginomycetes, Ustilaginales, Ustilaginaceae. The transcript has a single exon. Bases 1 to 2340 code for a protein of 779 amino acids. The record is from RefSeq and is a predicted model, not a curated record.
AUGUUCGCUCCCAUGUCCAAAGGAGGCUCCGACGAUGCGUGGCAGGCUCAGGAUGACGCAGGAUCGCUCAAACCUGGACGUUUCCGAGCAUAUCUUGCCGAUCAACUAUCAGCACCAGGAUCCACAGCCACUUCACCGGCGUCGCGGUCGAUUCCGUUCCGCAGGGAGGCAGGUACUGCGACCUCGACCGGUCGACGUGAUACCAAGUCCACCGUAGACAAAGGCAAAUCAAGAGACGUGGACAGAGUCUUUCUGCCUAGCCUCAACCAGCCUGAAGCCAGCACAUCCACCAGCUUGGGCAAACGGCUAGCGACAGGCUUUGGCUUCCGUCAAGCCGCCAACAAACCUAGCAAAGCCGUCGGAGGACCCGGCAUCUUGCGUCCAACCGAUCCUCGCACAUCGGCUUAUCCGACCCGCUCCCUCUCUCGUGACGGCCACCUUCCAUCGCGAGGCAUCUUUGCCAAAAACGCUCAGUCAUCAGCAGCGGCACUCGGACCAUCACCUUUCCAAUCGCCUCCACCUCGCAGACGCAGGGUCACGAGCAUACGCGAUCGAAACUGGGAAAGGGAACGCGAGAGGGAGAGGCUGCGACCCGAUCGCAAUUGGCUCAACAACCUCAUACGGCCACCACGAGAAAUGGUAGAAGAAUGGCUCGAUAGCUGGUGGAAACGCUGGUUCGCACUUGCCGGUCUGCCGAGUCUGGUGGUGUGGAUCUGGUGUGCGGUGCCGUUUCCGAAGACGGACCCGUAUGAUCCGGACCUGCCUUGGUGCAAUCCGGGCGAAGAUGGGAGGUCGGGCGAUCCGAACAAUCCGCCGUGGUGCUAUCCGGCCAACAUGACCUCUUCGACCCUUGGCACAGCACCAGCGACGUACACAUCACUGUCAGCUUCGACAGCCAGUCUGCCGACAGUCUCAGGCUUCGCUUGGAGCAUAGCUAACAUGCUGUUGUCCAAAUUGGCAGUCACAUCAGGUUCACCCUCGACAGCGCACCCUCCCAUCGGCGACGGCGAUCGUCUCACGGUCGACGCCAACUUUUGGUUCUUCCUCAUCUUCUACUACGGAAUCUACGUCGGCGUCGCACUCAUCUACAUAACACAGCUGUUCGGCCUGUACAGACUCAACUGGUGGCCAGCGGCGCUUGGUGCAAAGACUUCCUAUUCGUUCUUCUGGAUCGGCAGUCUUGUCGCCGGCUGGAUCUUGCACGAGAUGGAUCCGCUUGGCACUGAGACUCGGCAUCGUCCUGCCGCUGGAGGCGAUCCGCCAUCUACGUCGUUGCUGUCGCUGCCAAGUGCCGCGAACUUGCAGCAAUGGUCCAUAGCGGCGACGACGACAACCCUAGUAGACACCAAACCUUCGAUCGACGAUGCAGACAUUCAGUGGCAGCGCAAGACGUUGUGGGUCGGCUUGGCGUUUGCAACUAUGGCCAUGCCGGCGCUGGUGUGCUUUGUAGGGCUGCGAAGGAGCGGGAGGCAGACGUACAGACACAGCCUGACGGACCAUCAAAAGACGUUUUUGGAGCGACAGCUGAAUCGACGCAUCCCCUCGUCCUACAUCCGGUUCCUGUGGUUCAUGUCGACCAUCGGGAUAUCGCUGUUUGCGCUCAUCGCAGGUCAAGGUUACGCAUCGGUGUACCUGUCGACGCUACCGCAUACGGGUCUCGAUGGUGUCGCCUACGUCUCGUUCUGGACGCUUACGGUGAACGGCUUGGCGCUGGUGUCUCACUGGAUCUUGGAAUCCAAAGUUCGAAGUCGAGCGUUGGUGUUCGCGUUCAAGUACUACUACUUUUUGGUGUACUUCAUCUUCUACCGGAACCUUUUCGCUCGACUCCGAUCGUUUGAUCAGUUCGCACUGGUUCAGUUGCUCUCUUCGUUCUGGAUCUGCAUCUGGUAUCCGCUCUCGAUGUCACGUCUCUGUCACCGAGUUGUGCAGUACUUCAACCCAUCGCCUCGUUCUUGGGAGGAGUACGUAGAGUCCAUCGGACUUGCAUUUUACCUGCGCAAUCUGGCACAGAACACCACCAUGCUCGCCUUCCUCGGUUGGGUCAGCAUUCUGCAUUUCGGAUCCAACCAGUCGCUCUACCCGUUCUUCGCCUACGACAACAAACACGAUCCGUACAACUAUCAGCUGACGAUGCUGGGAAGUCUGGCGAUCUGGGCGAGCGAGUUGGCGAGCAGCUUUGUGGCUAGACAGAUCUGCUACUGGGCGUUCAAGGUGGACGUUACGAAUCUGGGGCUGGACGAGAUGAGGGAGUUCCCGGAGCUGUUGACGACGAUCGGGUGGGGGAGCGUGCAUACGUUGAUGGACAUGCUGAUGUUUUUGAUCAAGCUGAACUUUCGAUGA